Molecule: messenger RNA, 2919 nt
Organism: Hemicordylus capensis (graceful crag lizard)
Lineage: Eukaryota; Metazoa; Chordata; Lepidosauria; Squamata; Cordylidae
Gene: TSN
Product: translin
Exons: 6
Coding region: 803-1492 (229 amino acids)
Biological process (GO): RNA metabolic process
Cellular component (GO): nucleus; cytoplasm
Molecular function (GO): RNA binding; sequence-specific DNA binding; single-stranded DNA binding
Source: RefSeq, a predicted model, not a curated record
GAAGAUGAAUGGGGGUGAGGGAGAGCGGUAUAUUUCAGAACAGUCGACAGCUGUUUUUUCUCCGUCAAACUGAAUUAAAGGGGCUGUAAAGUUUCCUAACUAAACGUUCCCUGAACUUAGGGUUGUCAACUUGUCAGGAAGGCGGGGGAAGGAAAACACCCAGCCUCUCCUGCUCUUGCGCCUUUAACACCAGCUGGAUAGGCUGGAAUUUUGGAAAUUAGCAGCUGCACCUUUUCAAAGCCGGCCCCAUCUCCCUAACGUCUGCAGGCCAAAAGGCCCUUAAGGCACAAUCAAAGUUGAUCACCCUAAAGCAAGAUCACUUUAAUUUCUAAAUGUCUCUUUUUUAAAAAACCAAUUCAAAUGGUGUAAAUAUUAUGUAUAGACAUAAAUAAGCCCUUUGGGGUAUUCAAGGGAGCCUCGUUCCUUUGCUUAACCCACACAAAAGAAAAGAUUAACACUGCCCGCCUAUGCAUGCUUACGCAGAAGUUAAAUGUGUUUAAUAAAGCCAGGGAAGCGUGCACAGGAUUGCAGCCUCCACAGUGCACGCCUACUUGGAAACACCCUCCAGCGAGACAGGCUCCCUCCCAACCCCACCGCAAGCGCGGGAGAAGCUCCUGCCUGCGUCGAAAGCGACUGACUGCACAGCACUUCCUUCUCCUCCGUGGACGGCAGCCCUGCGACGGCCACGUGGAAGGACCCAGUUCCUUGGCGGCGGCGGCGGCGGCGGCAGCAGCACCUGGAGAGCGCCGACAACGCCGAAGCCCGGCGGCAGAGAAGCGCAGCCUGUCGUCCCAGCCUCGCCAUGUCUGUUAGCGAGAUGUUUAUCACCCUGCAGGGGGUGCUCACUGCCGACCAGGAUAUCCGCGAGGAGAUCAGGAAAGUUGUUCAAACUCUGGAGCAAACAGCCCGGGAAAUUCUAACAGUGCUACAAGGGGUCCACCAGGGUUCUGGAUUUCAGGACAUACCAAAGAAGUGUCAGAAGGCUCGUGAGCACUUUGCUACUGUGAGAACGCAGUUGGCCUCUCUGAAAGUCAAGUUUCCUGUAGAUCAGUAUUACAGAUUUCAUGAACACUGGAGAUUUGUGCUGCAGCGUUUGGUGUUCUUGGCAGCAUUUGUUGUCUACUUGGAGACAGAAAACCUAGUGACUCGGGAAGCUGUUACAGAAAUACUUGGAAUUGAAGCUGAAAGGGAGAGAGGGUUUCACCUGGACAUAGAGGAUUAUCUCUCUGGGGUGUUGACUCUUGCUAGUGAGCUGUCUAGGCUAGCAGUGAACAGUGUCACAGCUGGGGACUACUCUCGCCCACUCCGCAUCUCUGCUUUCAUCAAUGAGCUGGAUUCUGGAUUCCGCCUUCUCAACUUAAAAAAUGACUCCCUGCGGAAGCGCUAUGAUGGCCUCAAGUAUGACGUCAAGAAGAUUGAAGAGGUGGUUUAUGACUUGUCCAUUAGAGGGCUCAAUAAGGAGGCAACCACGGGUGCUGGUGGGGAGAAAUAGACAAGGGCUUGUUGAACUGAAUCAAUGAUUACCUCAGUUUUCCUGCCAAUGAAGGAGAAGCUUUAACUGAGCUCUCCAGCAGUAGCUUAGAGGAACCACAAGCUGCAAACCACUGUCUGUCUUUCUGAAUGUUUAAUAUGUCCAAGUGGAAACACUCAAAAAUUGUGCUGAGAACUCCAUUUGCAGCACAAGUUGCCAUUUUGUAAACUGUGUUCUGAACGACAGCCAUAGCUGUCCAUUUGUCCUGCAGAACCAGGUCUGAGAGUUCUCAGGUCACAGGGAUUUCUUGGGGUUUUUUUCUUUUCUUUUCCAGCCACGCUGAGCCUCAUCUUUCUAGACCUCCACGUCUUUGAUAUUUAGUGCAGUUGAAUGCAAACUACCCACAACUAGUAUGUAAAUAUCUUUAUCAUUUAAAAAAAAUUGGUCAAAACAAUUUGUUUCUGCUAGUACAUCAGACUGAUUGCUAUAUUUUUUUUUUAAAGUAGAGUUUGGAAUUAGGAUAAUCUGUUCAGUAGAUGUAUCAUUGGGAAUUUAUGUUCUUAUCAUUGUUGCAUUGUACUCCGAUAUCUUUCUAUUCUUCAGACAGCUGGCUUUUACACCUAGGAAGAAAAGGUAACUGUGCUUUGAAAUGUAAACACUUGCUUGUAGGCACAUUCCAAGUAUGUACCAAAUGUUAAGAGAGGCUGAUCUUUAGCACACCUGUUCUUCAAGUGACUGAUUAAUUGGAGGGUUAUGGGGUGGGGGGUUAAGCAUUAAGCAUGGAUUUCAAGAAGGCCCAGUAACUAUGUGCUGAAGUGAGGGUCUUGCUUCUUUGGAUUCCAAGUGGCCUAUUUAGUGUUUCCUUCGUUUUGUAUUGUAUAUUUUAAAAGAUCCAAUGUAGGUCAUGCAGGAAGUACACUGUUUGGUCUUAACAAAGAUGGAAAAGAUGUACUCUUGACUUGAUCCUAAACACAUCUACCUGAGGUAAGUUCUUUGGUUCCACUGAGGAACCACUGUGUUCUUUGCUUCCACUGUGCUUAUUUUCAAGUAGGUGUACACAGGAUCACAGGCUUAGUACAGUAUAGAAGAUAGAGAUACAAAGCCAACUGGCCUCUCAUUUGCGUGUGUGCUGCUUCCACUGUCAGUACUUAACUUCUUGCAGAUCUCAUCUGUGUUAAAUCCCACCCCCACAGUAUACAGUAUUCUAAAUGAACAUUUUUUCACAUGGUGUGCAUUGUCAAAACCUUUCCCUCUUUGCCCUAAAGUUUUCCUUUGAUAAAGAUCACUUCCAAAGAAUAAGAUUCUUCAUGCUUUUCAAUAUUAGCAGCUGUAAGUAACUUUGUUUGUAAAGCUUUGCAUUGUUCUGGUUUCAUAUUUUUUUAAACAAAAUGUUCAGUGGGAAGAAAAUACUUCCUUUACAUGGAUAAAUAAAACAGUUCUUUAAUGUU